ACGUGCACCAACCUGUCCUGGGCAGGGAUUCAACACGAUCUGCGCUAAACCGCAAAGGAGCAAUUACGCUUCAGGUCACUUUGGGCUUUGAGAGUUGCUGAGAAUACGAGAACCUGCGUUGGGCUUUUCUCCCACCGUCCACAACUAACCAACUCGAAUCAACUAUGUCUGCUGUAGCUCCCCCGGAUCCCUCACAGUCCUCCUCUUCAGCCCCCAAGAAGAAGACCAACAAGAAGAAAAAAGCGGGAAAAGGGAAGACGACUGAAGAAACUCUCAAGGUUCCUGGAAAUGGGAAGGAAGCUGGCUCGGAAAAUGGGGAUGUAGAGGGCGAUGAGGACUCAGGGCAAUCGGCUGCGAAUACACCUCGCGAUGCAGCUUUCUCUGAGAGUACCAAACUGCAAACGAAUGGUCACAAUCAUGAUUCGACCAGCAAUGGCCACGCCAUCGAGCAUUCGUCACAGUCGGGCAGUCAAAUGGAGCACGGAACAUUGGGUGGAUCAGAUGACAAACAAUUAGAGACCUCAGAUGCUAGCUUACGAUUCGAUGCCAUGUCGCAGGAACGAGAAGCUCUUCGUCUUGAGGUGGAACAAUUGCGGAAGGCGCUGGAGGAUAUCCAGGGGAAGCAUUCUGAAGAGAUAGCGACGAUCAAGGGACAGCACACAGAAGAAAUCUCAAGCAUCGAGUCAAAGCACACGGCCGAAGUUUCUACGAUUAAGGGUCGGCACGAGGAGGAGGUUUCAACUAUUCGAGCCGAACUAGAGGAGACCGAGUCUGCGAAGGAUCAUGCUGAGACACAGUACCAAUCACUCCUAGGGCGCAUUAACACUAUUAAGUCGAGUUUGGGAGAAAGGUUAAAAGCGGAUAAGCAAGAACUCGCCGAAGCGAAGGAGCAGAUCGAGGAGCUCGAAUCUCAGAACGAGUCCUUGCAGAACAAUGUCAAAAGUCUGGAGGGGGAUAUUAAACGGCUGGAGCAAGAGGCUCACGAAACCUCGAAAGAAUUGUCCAGUUUGAGAAAUCGGCACAACUUGUCUCAGCAGAAUUGGGUCAGUGAACGAGAAGAUCUGGUUCAGCAGACCAGGCAGCUGAGAGAUGAGGCCGAAGCUGCCAAAGAGGCAAUGGGAGAUUGGGAGGUUUUUGCAAUGGAGGAGAGAUCCAUGCGAGAAGGGUUGGCGGAGCGAAUCAAAGACCUGGAAGAGCAGUUUUCGAUCCAGAAAGAAUCCUAUGAGGAGGCUGUAUCUGAACGAGACAGUCGAUCGCAAACAUUGGAAGGUUUACAGAGAGCCUUACAAGAUGUUCAGGAGUCCCGGAAAAGGGAAUUGAGAGAGAUGGUAGAAUCUUACGAAGAGCAGCUCCAAGCUCUCAAGAAGCUUGUCCAGGAUUCUGAUUCUAGGGCUACGGAAGCCGAGGCAUCAAAGGGAGCGCUACAGGCCGAGGUCGACCGUCUGGAACCCUUUGAGAAAGAGAUUAAGGAGAAGAAUCUUCUCGUCGGUAAAUUACGGCACGAAGCAAUCAUUUUGAAUGACCACCUCACGAAGGCCUUGAGGUAUCUGAAAAAGGCCAAACCGGAAGAUAAUAUUGAUAGGUAUGUUCGUAUGUUAAGCAAGCUCCCGCCUAUGCUUACUUUCUUAGACAAAUUGUCACUAACCAUUUCUUGCACUUCCUUGCUCUCGACCGGUCUGAUCCGAAGAAGUUUCAGAUACUGCAAUUGAUAGCAUCAUUGCUCAACUGGACCGACGAGCAGAAAGAGCAAGCGGGUCUUGCGAGACCGGGUGGAUCGAACAGCAGUUUACGCUUACCCAUG
This is a messenger RNA of Cadophora gregata, 1801 nucleotides long. RefSeq lists its product as uncharacterized. The record is from RefSeq and is a predicted model, not a curated record. Gene Ontology annotation, biological process: Golgi organization; endoplasmic reticulum to Golgi vesicle-mediated transport. Gene Ontology annotation, molecular function: small GTPase binding. Lineage: Eukaryota; Fungi; Ascomycota; Leotiomycetes; Helotiales; Ploettnerulaceae. Gene Ontology annotation, cellular component: Golgi apparatus. The coding region runs from base 165 to 1709 and encodes 514 amino acids. The transcript is spliced from 3 exons.